AGUAUUAAAAAUGGAUAUUAUUAAGAGGUAUUGUUGGAUAUUAGUGAUUUUAAUCUUCUUAAGAGAGAGUUGUGAUGGGUGUUUAGAGGAAGAAAGAGUUGCACUAUUGCAAAUAACGUCUUCCUUCAAUCCUUCUUUUCUUCCUUAUUUUUGGAGGAUAGAUAGUGUUGCCUGUUGUAAUUGGGAAGGCAUUGAGUGCGAUGAAAUUACUGGUCGAGUUACAAAAUUCUACCUUUCAUUCAUGAGGGAUCGGUCUUUACAGAAUGAUUUUUACCUAAAUGUCUCUUUGUUUCUUCCAUUUCAACAAUUGAAGUAUCUUCAUUUAAGUGGAAAUGGUAUAGCUGAUUGCGUUAAGAAUGAAGGUUUUGAAAGGUUGUCAACACUUUCCAAUUUGGAACUUAUUGAUUUGAAAGAGAAUUGAUUAAGCAAUAGUAUCUUAUCAUCGCUGGGUGGUCUUUCAUCUUUGAAAUACUUAAAUCUAUCUCACAAUAGAUUGGAAGGAAUAAUUAAUAUGCCAGAAUUAAAUAAUUUGAUAGAAUUGGAUAUAAGUUACAAUGAAAUCGAUGGCUUCAAUUCUUACCAUGGGCUUUCAUCUCUCAAAAAGCUGCAUAUAGGAGACAACCAGUUGGAAAGAGCAUUCGAUUUGAAAGGUAAUUUCACUAAUUUGAAAGAGCUGUACCUGGAUUAUUCUAUUAAUGUGGAUGACAACUUCCUUCAAAGCCUUGGAGCAAUGAUGCCUUCUGUUAAGCUUUUGUCUUUAAGGUGGCUGAAUGGAUCCGUACCUACUGGAGGUUUACUUAAUUUCAAAAAUUUGGAGUAUUUGGACUUGAGUUAUUCUGCUAUCAACAAUAGCUUUGGUCUACAAGACAUUGGAAUAAUGAGGCAUCUUAAAACUUUAUUAUUACCUGGUUGUCGACUUACUAGACCCAUACCUACUGAUCAAGGUCUUUGCAAAUUGAAGUUUCUGCAAGAGCUAGAUAUAAGUGGCAAUUAUCUCAAUGGUAGUUUGCCAUGGUGUCUAGCAAAUUUGACAUCCCUCAAAAUAUUCUCUCUCUCUAGUAAUAACUUUAUUGGAGACAUUGCUUCAUCUCCUCUUAGGAGAUUAACAUCCCUUGAAUAUCUAGAUCUCUCUGAUAAUCUCUUCCAAAUCCCAAUCUCACUCUCUCUAUUUUUUAACCAUUCAAAUCUCAAUUUUUUGGAUUGUCAAAAUAACACCAUAUAUGCCAUAACAGAGGCUCAUAAUUUCACUCCAAAGUUUCAGUUAGAGACUCUCCACUUGUCUGGCCAUGGAUAUGGUAGUGUAGAAAUUCCCAAUUUCCUCUAUCAUCAGUAUAAUCUACAAUAUGUUGAUCUAUCAAACAAUAACAUAAGAGGAGAGUUUCCAUUCUGGUUAUUAGGCAACAACACAAAACUAAGGGUAAUUCAUUUGGCCAACAAUUCUCUUUUAGGGCCAUUCCAGUUACCUAUUCAUUCUCCUCCGAAUUUGUCAUUCUUGGAUAUUUCUGAAAAUAGUCUGUAUGGAUCCAUCCCAAAAAAAAUUGGGACACAUUUGUCAAGAUUAGAGAUAUUAAACCUGAAGGGAAAUGGUUUGAAUGGGAAUAUUCCCCCUUCAUUUGGAAAUAUGAGCUUUUUGGAAAGUUUGGACUUAUCUGACAAUAGAUUGUCAGGAAGUAUACCUGAGCAAUUGAUCGUAGGUUGUAUCUCAUUAUUUCAACUCAAACUUUCAAAGAACACUUUGCAAGGAUCUUUGAGUGAUGUAUUUAAUGGUAACUCUUCAGUUAGAUCUUAG
Jatropha curcas is the source of this 1789-nucleotide messenger RNA. The record is from RefSeq and is a predicted model, not a curated record. NCBI's taxonomy places the organism in Eukaryota, Viridiplantae, Streptophyta, Magnoliopsida, Malpighiales, Euphorbiaceae.